CUGAGGUUAUGGGAUUAUUGAGAACGCGACGUCCGGGUUCGUUGAAGUUCGUUCCUCCUUCACAAAAUGCGUAAAUAUUUUGUAAUGUUAUUUUAACACUAUUAUAGUAUUGUCUGAUAACUUUUAAUUAAUCAACUACAAGUUGAAAGUUUGCUUAGUGUUGAUAUCAUAAAACAAUGGCUGAGAAUCCUAGCAGCGAUGGCCUUUCGGAGGCUGAAAGACUUAGAGAAGACGAAUUAGCCCAGGAAUUGGAACACAGUGACUCAAACGAGGAAGAUCAAGAAAUAUCAUUAGAAAUAGAAGAGAAGUUGUUGAAAGAUGAACCUGAAUAUACAACAUUAGUCAACUAUGGGGAGAGUUCACAAAAUGCCAAUUUGGAGACUGAAGUAAUUGAAACCUACUCUGACAGCUCUCAGAAUGUAGAGACUAUUCAUAGAGCUGAUGAACUUGGUAACAUAUACACAGACAACUCUGACACUUUUGUUAGUUCGCAGCCAGAUACUCUUGCUGACCAGUAUGAACCAUACAUAAACGAAUACUCAUUUGACAACGGAAACCUUGAUCAACAACAAGUAGACCUUACAGAGGACAAAUUUGACAAAUUGGAGGAAGAAAAUAAGGACACUACUAUUAUACCAAACAUGAAUGACUUCCAACAGAGUGAAUCAGUGGAAUAUGAAUCUCAAAUUACAGAGGAAAUGUUAAUAAAUGAAAGGGAAAGAGAAAAGAAGAGUAAAAAGGAGUUGGAAGAAGAGGAGAGAGAAAAGAUGCAGGUUCUAGUCUCAAACUUCACAGAAGAACAGUUGGAUAGGUAUGAAAUGUACCGUCGAGCUGCAUUCCCCAAGGCUGCUAUAAAAAGGCUGAUGCAGACUAUCACAGGAUGUUCAGUCGGACAGAAUGUUGUGAUUGCCAUGUCUGGUAUUGCUAAAGUAUUUGUUGGUGAAGUUGUCGAAGAAGCUCUGGAGGUAUUAGACAAGUCUGGCGAAGCCGGACCAUUACAACCGAAGCAUUUGCGUGAGGCUCUAAGAAGGCUGCGGGUUAGAGGUGCUAUACCUACUAGAAAAGCACACAAGAGUAUGUUUAGACUAUAGCUUUGUAAGUACUUAUUCAUAACUUAGUAACUUAGGUAUUGGUUGUCAUUUUUUAAUUCUAAAGCAAAACAAAUAUCAUAUGUUUUAUAUUUU
Molecule: messenger RNA, 1184 nt
Organism: Spodoptera litura
Lineage: Eukaryota; Metazoa; Arthropoda; Insecta; Lepidoptera; Noctuidae
Gene: Taf11
Product: TATA-box binding protein associated factor 11
Biological process (GO): RNA polymerase II preinitiation complex assembly; transcription initiation at RNA polymerase II promoter
Cellular component (GO): nucleus; transcription factor TFIID complex
Molecular function (GO): protein heterodimerization activity; RNA polymerase II general transcription initiation factor activity
Source: RefSeq, a predicted model, not a curated record